AUGCCUGGAAUUACAGGCGAGACACGUAAGAUUGACCCCAAAGAACUCGUGUGUACUCUGUUGAAAAGCUUGCCUGCUGUGCUCUUGGGCACGUUGCUCAAUAUCCUGGAUGGAGUUUCAUAUGGAAUGAUUAUUUUCCCUGCGUCUGGUGUCUUUGCUGGUUUAGGCGGGAUGGGGGUGUCGAUGUUUUUUGUCUCCACAGUGGUGGCACAAAUCGUGUAUUGCUUUGGAGGGAGCAGCUUUGUUGGGGCCAAUGGCAGUAUGAUGAUCGAGGUUGUCCCCUUCUUUCACAUCCUCGCAUCCACCAUAGCACGUGAUAUCGGAGACUCAUAUCCGAAAGAGAUCAUUGCCACGACGAUUGCGGCGUUUGCGCUUUCGUCUGUACUCACUGAUGUAUUGGGGGGGUUGGCAGUCUUCCUGAUUCUUACAGGCCUCACAGUAAGCACACGUCUCCCGUCCGAUGCACUCGAUCCGCCGACGCUGGAGACCCUCCGGUACUUCAUCUUCAAUUCGCACGCCCUUGCGCAAUGGAUCCCUCCUCUUGUCCUGGCAGUGCUUCUGAGGUUCAUUACAAUGCGAUGGAAACAUCAGCUUGUGUUCCCUGUUUAUUUCAUGAUUGUACCGGUUGUGUUUUAUGUGGUUGUUGCAGCUGCACAGCUUGAUCUUGGUGUACUGAGGAGGGACGGCUGGCUUUUUGAUAUGGCUGAGGGAACUGGUGGCGGGGAGGACAAGUGGUAUGAAUUUUAUUCGUAUCUCGAUCUUGGAUUGAUUCGAUUUACGCCCCUACGAACGACACUGCCGAUACAAUUUGCAUUGUUGUUUUUCAAUAUCUUGCACCCACCUUUGAACGUUCCUGCGCUAUCGGUGUCCCUUGAUGUAGACAUUGAUACUAACAAGGAGCUUUUGGGACAUGGGUACUCGAAUUUACUUGCUGGGUUUCUAGGCACGGUACCAAACUAUCUUGUAUACGUGAACACCUUACUGUUUUACCGCGUGGGCGGCGGGACGCGUAUUGCCAGCUUCUUGCUUGCAGUCGCUACAUUUAUCCUGCUAGUGAUUGGGACGGGACCCGUAGCGUACAUUCCCGUCAUGGUCGUCAGCGCCCUAAUCCUCGUGCUCGGGAUUGACCUCGUCAAGGAGGCGUUGUGGGAUACACGACACCGGGUUAGCAGGAUGGAGUAUAUCACGAUAGUCAGCAUUAUGGUUACGAUGACGGCCUGGGACUUUGUCAUUGGUGUUUUGUUUGGCAUUGUCGUCAGCUGCUUCUUCUUUGUGGUACAGAACUCGCAGAGAAGGAGCUUACGUGCAUGCUAUACUGGAGAGUCGGCAAUUUCCACGGUCAGGCGGCCUGCUGCACACAGGGCGUACAUCCGAGAAGUGUCGAAACAAACGAGGGUGCUUCGUCUUCAGGGAUUUCUUUUCUUUGGCACCAUCGCACACGUUGAAGAGACUUUGAGAAACAUCGUUGAAGACGCCACCUGGCAACGGAAUCCUGUCCGUUUCGUUGUUGUCGACUUGUCCCUUGUGGUAGGGGUGGACAUGUCCGCCGCAGAAGCUUUCGUGCGUGUGCAGCGCUUGCUCGAUGCAAAGGGCGUGGUGUUGGUGUUUUGCGGUGUUACUGCCAACAGCCUCUGCGGUAAAGCGCUGAGCAGUGUGGGAAUCCUCCAAGAGCCAUCCGUAGAGGUCUUUGAGACGUUGAAUGAUGCGAUGGAAUGGACCGAGAAUGCGUAUCUGCGAGCAUGGUUCAGAGCUCAGAAGUCAUGGACAACUCCAAUAACACUUCCUGGCCGCCGAGAUACCAGCCUUUCCUUUGAUGACGCUUUGACGGGAUCUCCGAGGCAAAUGCAACUUCGUGAUGUUGGAGAACGCACGAUUGCUGGUGAGAAUUCUUCUGAGCCAUACAAUACUCUCCUUAAUGCGUUCUCGUCAUAUCACGACGUAGACCAGAGCACGUUCAAACAGAUCGCCCCGUAUUUUGAGCGGUUCACAUUCCCAGACGGUUUUGUCCUAUGGGAGAAUAAUGAUACCCCCGAUGGCCUGUAUAUCAUCGAGUCAGGCAUCCUGCGGGCGUCAUACAAGUUUGCAGAGCACAGCCCCGUUAUCGAGGAGUCAAUGGUGUCGGGUACUGUUGCAGGCGAGCUUUCUGCUUUGUCGGGCAUGCCGCGGAAUGCACGAGUGGUUGUAGAGCAGCAGGUGGUAUUGUGGAAGCUGUCUCUGGAAAACAUGCGCCGAAUGGAGGCAGAACAUCCUCAUCUUGCGCAGAUUUUUGUGCAACUUGUACUCAAAGCUGCCAAAGUCGAUACCGACAUCCUUCUUGCUGCCUUGGCAACAAGAUAA
Molecule: messenger RNA, 2337 nt
Organism: Suillus subaureus
Lineage: Eukaryota; Fungi; Basidiomycota; Agaricomycetes; Boletales; Suillaceae
Product: sulfate transporter family-domain-containing protein
Exons: 19
Coding region: 1-2337 (778 amino acids)
Cellular component (GO): membrane
Source: RefSeq, a predicted model, not a curated record